AUGGAUCAACUUUACUUUGAUGGAAUGGCAAUAUGUAGUUAUGUUGGAUUUCCCGAUCUAUUCAUAACGUUUACGUGUAAUCCAAACUGGCCGGAAUUGAAACGUGUACUUGCUUCUAAUAAUUUGACACCAGCAGAUCGGCCGGACCUCAUAACGAGAAUAUUUAAGAUGAAAUUCGAUGAGUUACUGUCAGAUUUGACUAAAAAAAGUUGUAUGGGCAAAGUUCUUGCGUAUAUGUACACAAUUGAGUUUCAGAAGAGAGGCCUUCCCCACGCUCAUAUUUUGAUAUUUCUACAUCCAUCCAGCAAAUAUCCAACACCUGCUGAUAUUGACCGUAUUAUAUCUGCCGAAAUUCCGAACAAGGACACCGACGGAGACUUAUAUAAUUUGGUAAAAAGUCACAUGAUUCACGGACCAUGCGGAAACGCAAACCGGUCUUCGCAAUGCAUGAAGGAUGGUAAAUGUUCCAAAUACUUUCCUAAAGACUUUCGGGCUGAGACAGUUGUCGAUCAAGAUGGUUAUCCGGUUUACAGAAGAAGGGACAACGGUCACACUGUCAUUAGGAAUGGUAUAGAGGUUGACAAUAGAUUUGUUGUUCCUUACAAUGCAAAAUUGUUGUUGAAGUUCAGAACUCAUAUUAAUAUGGAAUGGUGCAAUCAAAGCACAUCCAUAAAAUAUUUGUUUAAAUACAUCAACAAAGGCUAUGAUCGAAUAACUGCUGCAAUUGUCAUGAAUGAAAAUGGAUGUCCUAUUGAGCGUCAAGAUAUUGAUGAAAUCAAGCAGUAUAUUGACUGUAGGUAUGUUUCUCCAAGUGAAGCAUCUUGGAGGAUUUAUGGUUUCCCCAUUCAUGGAAGGAAACCAGCUGUGGAAAGAUUACACUUCCAUUGCGAAGGUCAACAUUCAGUCUACUAUACUGACAUCAGCAAUGUUUCCAAUGUCCUUGAGAAACCAAGUGUAACUGAAUCGAUGUUUACGGCAUGGUUUGAAGCUAAUCAGAAAUACACCGAAGCUCAACAGUUAACUUAUAGCAAUUUUGUUUCAAAGUUUGUAUAUGUCAAAAAGAAGAGAGAGUGGAAACCCAGGCAGAAGGGUUACACAAUUGGCAGGUUAAUUUGGGUUCCUCCAACUACAGGAGAAUUGUACUUUCUCAGAAUGAUGCUUACACAUGUGAAGGGCCCUCGAAAUUAUUCAGAACUAAAAAUAGUUAACAACGUCAAGUACGAUACUUUCCGUGAUGCAUGUUUUGCAAUGGGCUUUAUUGGGGAUGAUCGUGAAUUUAUAGCUGCUAUUUCAGAGGCAUUUCAGUGGGGUUCUGGCCACUAUUUAAGAUUGCUUUUUGUCCACAUGUUGUUGUCAAGUAGCAUUAACAGACCAAGGCAUGUAUGGAGCAAAACAAGGCAUCUUCUAUCUGAUGGAAUUCUUUACUCUCAGCAGACUAUUGCCAACAACAGAGAAAAGCUACUACAACGCAACCGUAAGAGCCUAAGCGACUUUCCUGGGAUGCCAAAACCACAAGGAUAUGUUCCCGAAGAAUUUGGCAACAAGCUUAUUUACGAAGAGCGGAACUACAAUCCCGAUGAACAACUUCAAGAAUUUAACAUGCUGUAUCAGAAUCUCACAGAUGAACAAAGGGAUGUAUUUAAGCAAAUCAUGAUGGCCGUGAAUAACCAGAAUGGAGGCGUGUUCUUUCUUUAUGGUUACGGCGGUACAGGCAAAACCUAUAUGUGGAGAACACUAGCUUCUUAUAUAAGAUCAAAGAAACAAAUAUGUCUGACAGUUGCUUCUUCUGGAAUUGCCUCACUAUUACUUCCAGGUGGCCGGACGGCGCAUUCUAAAUUCAAAAUUCCGAUUCCCACGCUUGAAUCUUCCACAUGCGACAUAAACAAAGGGAGCGAUAGAGGUGAUCUACUAAAACUAUCAAAGUUGAUAAUCUGGGACGAGGCUCCAAUGUGUCACAAAUUUUGUUUUGAGGCAUUGGAUAAAACUCUGAAGGAUAUCAUGGGUGGAUCCAAAGCAUCAAAUAAAAUAUUUGGAGGUAAGGUAAUAGUCUUCGGCGGUGAUUUCAGGCAAAUUCUUCCAGUUAUUCCAAGAGGCAGCCGCUCAGAUAUAGUUCAUGCUACAAUAAAUUCAUCAUACAUAUGGGAUCACUGCAAGGUUUUGAAACUCACAAAGAACAUGCGACUACAGCAGUCGGCAAAAUCCACCAGUUCUGCAGAGUUAAGACAUUUCACAGAUUGGAUUUUAACUGUUGGAGAUGGGAAGAUAUCAGAACCAAAUGAUGGUUACGCAGAGAUCGACGUUCCUAAAGAUCUGUUGAUCUCUGAUUUUGAUGAUCCCCUCGAGGCAAUAUUUGAAAACACCUAUCCAAAUUUUGCCGUUAAUUACAAUAAUGUGGAUUUUCUACAGUCAAGGGCAAUAUUAGCUGGAACCAUAGAGACUGUUGAUCAAAUCAAUCAGUAUAUUUUAGAAUUUGUUCCCGGUCAAGAGAAAGAGUAUUUAAGCUCGGAUUCAGUUGAUACAACAGACGGUGACGGCAAUGAAUCUUUUGAUGUUUUAACUCCAGAAUUUUUGAAUGCCUUGCAAACUUCCGGUGUCCCCAAUCAUAAAAUCAAAUUGAAGAUCGGUACACCAAUAAUGCUUCUCAGGAAUAUUGACCAAGCAGAAGGCCUUUGCAAUGGAACACGUCUCAUUGUUACAAAAUUGGCCGAUCAUGUUAUAGAAGCAAAAAUUAUUUCUGGAAAGAACAUUGGUGGUGUCGUAUACAUUGCACGAAUGGACAUAACUCCGACUCAAUCACCAUGGCCCUUCCGAAUGACCAGAAGACAGUUUCCUAUAAUGGUAUGCUACGCUAUGACAAUUAACAAAUCUCAAGGUCAAUCUUUAGAUUUCGUCGGUAUAUAUUUGCCAAGAAGCGUGUUCAGUCAUGGUCAAUUUUAUGUGGCAGUAUCAAGAGUAAAGAGCAAAAAGGGCCUAAAGAUUUUAAUUCACGACAAAGACAAACAACCAUUGUCGGUGACGACGAAUGUCGUUUUCAAAGAAGUCUUUGAAAAUUUAUAG
Molecule: messenger RNA, 3057 nt
Organism: Vicia villosa (hairy vetch)
Lineage: Eukaryota; Viridiplantae; Streptophyta; Magnoliopsida; Fabales; Fabaceae
Exons: 5
Coding region: 1-3057 (1018 amino acids)
Biological process (GO): DNA repair; telomere maintenance
Molecular function (GO): DNA helicase activity
Source: RefSeq, a predicted model, not a curated record